Zophobas morio is the source of this 1450-nucleotide messenger RNA. RefSeq names its product SET and MYND domain-containing protein 4-like. Gene Ontology annotation, cellular component: cytoplasm; nucleus. The transcript has 3 exons. Bases 1 to 1242 code for a protein of 413 amino acids. Gene Ontology annotation, molecular function: histone deacetylase binding. The record is from RefSeq and is a predicted model, not a curated record. NCBI's taxonomy places the organism in Eukaryota, Metazoa, Arthropoda, Insecta, Coleoptera, Tenebrionidae.
AUGGAGCAUGAUAUCGAGAGAGCUCUCCAAAGUGGUUAUCCCGUGAACAUGCGCGACAAACUCUUCACGCGAAAGGAGAAAGCCCUAGAAGCCCUAAAGGAUUCAGUACCAAAAGUCAAAGCCUACGAAAUUCCACAAUCCGAGAAAAACGACAAAAUUCAGUCAGCAAGGAACUGCAUCGAGCUAAAAACUGACGAAAAGUACGGUAGGCACAUAAUAGCCACCAGAGAUAUCAAAAUCGGCGAAAUCCUAGUCGUCGAAAAACCAUACGUAGUGGUACUGCAGCCCGAUCGCUUUUCUAAACCAUCCUGCUUUUGCUAUGGAUGCCUAGUGUUUUGCUAUAAUCCGAUACCAUGCACCAAGUGUCACAAACGUCUGUAUUGUAGCGAAACGUGCAGAGAAAAGGAUUUCCAAACUUACCACAAGCACGAAUGUUUAAUUUUGCCCUUCAUAGAUCAGUUCAUGUAUCUCACUGACUACUGGUUGCUUGCUCUAAAAAUCACGCUUGUGGCAAUGAAUGACGAAAACAACACAGAACCCGGUUAUCGUUCUGACAGAUAUAAAGAAGUUAAAGAAUUGCGGACUCACAGGGCUGAGUGUACGUUGGAGAAAAUGUAUCUAUUGUCUUUGUUCUCUACGAAACUUUUCGUUUUGUUAAGAGAAAAGUCUACGCUGUUCGAGGAGAUCAGUGGACGUGAGGAAAUUUUUAAAGAAUUAUAUUUCUGCAACCUGCUGAUGAGUAAGAUCAACUGUAUCGGAAUGGAGGAUUGGUACAGUCACAGUAAAUAUGAGAGUCCUAUGUAUGGAACUGGACUAUUUCCUCUAUUCAGCAUGUUCAAUCAUUCGUGUUAUCCUAACACCACGUGGACUUAUUGUGGAUCUACAAUGAUUAUUAGAGCUUAUUCGCCUAUUAAGAAAGGAGAACAAUGCUUCAUUUCCUACGGCAUCACUUUCUCGGAACAUGACCUAAAAUACCGACAAGAAAGACUUCAAUCGUUGUUCAAGUUUACUUGUACCUGCAAAGCUUGCAAGGAAAACUGGCCUGUUUUAACAUCCCGAGAGAUGGACUGGACCUUCAACGAAGAAAGUAUUACGAAGUUGAAGGAAAACAUAGAAGAACUUACCGACAAACAAGCAAUUCCACCUUCGGAAGAAACGUUACGCUUACGUUACAUCGUCAGGAAGAUUUUUGCGGCUUUGGACGAAAAGGGCCAAUUAGGGUGCGAUCCAACAAUAAAAUAAUGGUUGCUAGUAGAAAUCUCUCGUUACUUAUGUCUGUUGUGUAUUAGUGUUAGUACGUGGAACCAGCAAAAAAACGAUUUCAGGAAAAAGGACGACAAAAAAAUGUUCGUUUGUUGUUGAGUAUGUUCUUUUGUAACUCAUUUUUAAAAAAUUACGAGUAUCAAUCGUCUGUUUUGUUGUGUUGAUCAAAACUGGAAACACGUCCAUA